AUGGACCCCGCGGCGUGUCGAGUCAUCUACAUUGAUGACCGCUUCAAUACCGAGAGGUGGAUCUCGAGAGAUGGCCUUACCACUCCAGCGACCCCCCAAAAGGCUUCUCCCGAUCAUGAAUUCUCGAAACUCCCGCCUGACCUACAAGCUAAUGUAAAUGCCUUCUUGACUGUAUUCAACCAAGUAUUCGUGUGCCAUUCAGGCCGAUCAUUUUCAACCAAACUCUCGGAACUGCACGACCAGGUCAAAGCCGAGUGCACCCCCAUCAUCGCUUGCUUCGACGUAGGCACCGAAAACCGCCAAAAAUCCAGAUUUGAAUCCCAUGUCAAGCUCAAAACUCCACCAAGGUUGCCCGAAGCUGCCGCGGUCUCUCCUGACUCGCCCCCACCGUCGCCGACACUACUGCGGCGCGAAAUAACCUUCUCCUCCGAAUCGGACGAGUCAUACGGUCUUCAACUGCUAAGUCGGAUAGCAUCGGACUUGCAAGUUGAAGAGGGUGUCCAGCUAAUAAUACCGGUGGCGAUUGUACAACCUCGACGCAAAGACUCUUACGAUGUUGCGUUUCAGCAAAACCCUACCAGUAGUGUCUCCAGAGCGCCCUUCGGCAGCGAGACGGAGCCUGUACCACUAGAAGACGCUUCAGACUUUGUUGAGCCCGCGUUAAUGCUGCAAUGUUUGGAGGCGGGCGCAGUUGAUGUUGUGAAAAGUCCUCUCGAUAAGGCAGGCAUCAUGGGACUAACAGUCCACGCCUACCGAAUAUACAAGAAUGCGAAAAAGGAUGAGGCGAGCUUCAUGGCUUCUGCGCGGAAGCGGAAGCAGUCUUGGGUUGGUGUCGAGGAAGAGCAACCUUAUGCUUACCUGCGAGAAGCCAUGGUCAAAAAGUUAUUGAAGGGUAUAUGCGACCCACAACAUGUUAUUGAGGACUAUCAACACCGUGGUCUUGACGUGGAAAAGCAUCGACAAAACGCCAUUGCAGAGGCUAUUGGGCAAUGGGGCUUUGAUGGCCACAACUUCUCCGAGGAUGAGCUGGUCUAUGCGGGCUACUUCAUGCUUAAUCAUGCACUCCAACUACCGGAGCUUGACGAGUGGCGUCUGCCCAAAACCAAUCUGCUUCGCUUCAUGCAAGGUUGUCGCGUCGCAUACAACUCCUUUGUGCUGUAUCAUAAUUUCCGCCAUGCUGUCGAUGUUUUGCAGUCAGUUUUUCACUUCCUUGUUCAGAUUGGAACGCUCCCUCCGUAUCCCAACGGCGCCGACCAGCCACCGCAAGCUCAAAACAAGUCUCCGGUAGCCAAGCUCUUGGGCUCGUUCGAGGCAUUGACGCUGCUUAUCUCCGCAAUUGGCCACGAUGUUGGUCAUCCUGGCGUUAACAACAUGUUCUUGGUCAAGCUCAAUGCGCCGUUGGCCCAGCUGUACAACGAUCAGUCUGUUCUGGAGGCUUUCCACUGUGCUGCAUAUUCUCAAAUCUUACGGAGGCACUGGCCAGCAGCAUUUCAUGACAAGGCCAUCCGCAAACUCAUGAUCAGUACGAUUCUCGCAACGGACAUGGGUGUGCACUCAGACUAUAUGCAGCAGCUUGGCAAUCUGCAGGAGCGAAUACACGAAAGCAAGGCCACCGAUGGCUGGUCGCCAAAAGACGUCGAGUCUUUCCGAAUCCUCACCUGCGGUCUAUUGAUCAAGUGUGCCGAUAUCAGCAAUGUUGCGCGGCCAUGGUCUGUGGCCGAGAAAUGGACCUAUCUUCUACAGAAAGAGUUUGCUGCUCAAGGCGAGAUGGAAUCGGCCGUGGGCAUGGAGACGACGUUGUUCGGCGGUCCGCCAGAACUGGGCAAUAUGCUCAAGCUCGCCAACGGGCAGAUUGGCUUCAUGACGAUCUUCGCACAUCCACUUUUCGCUAACGUUGCCGACAUCAUACCUGCCAUGAGCUUCGCGGCCGAUGAGAUUUUGACUAACAAAGGUGUCUGGUUCACCCGUGCCGAAAAAGAAAAAAUGAAGGCAAUCAUCCGCAAAGGUACGGGAUUCGGAGAUGGAGGUCAAGUGAGUCCAAGAAGCCUGAGUCCUAGUGCAAGGAAACAUGCAGACCGGACAAGUUACUUUCCGUCGUCACCCUUGGCGAACAAGACCGAGUCACCACGUGGAUCUACCGGAAAAGGUGCUUCGGUUACUGGCGCAGAGCACGGCCAGACAACGCCUAAAGACGGUUCUCGUCGCUCUUCCCUACAAGCGGUGGCGGGCGUGGCGAUGCCUAUCGGCAACGAAGGCUCUCGGAGAUCUUCAGCCCAAUCAGCUCGCGGCCGGCCAUCUUCCCGAGACAAAGCGAUUAAUGGGGCUCACGAUGGUAACGGGAUUGCGUUCAACGCACCCGGGUUUUCAGGAAGCAGUGAAAAUGAAGACCCGAACCGUGCGCGCACAGGGCACGAUGGGACCACCUCUCCGGAAGAGCUCCACGAUACUCGAAGAGACCAGGCUGUGUCCAUGCGAGCUGGUAGUGCCGCUCUGCCAGUCACGGAGAGUCCGGAGCUGAACCAUGCGUCCCACGUUCCCUCGCCACCUCUGUCGUCUUUCUCAUUCGCCACCUCCAGACCUGAUGAGGAACCCGUGAGGCAUUUCGACCCGGAGAAGGAAUAUCAAACGCCAGAGGAGAUGUCGAAGAGCUUGCCAACUGACAAAGUUGCGAAGAGGCAGCAGAAGGAGGCAUUGCGAGAAGCACAGGAUCGCAUACCAGAGAGCGAGGCGAGCACGCCCAGUGGCCCUGUGCGAUCUACAAAUCAUGAUUCGAACGCCCUAACACCCAGCCACAGCACGGAGGCAACAAGUUACAUGUCGGAGAAGAGUGAAGACUCACCACCAACGAAACAAAAGAAGGACUUUGAGGCGAAGCGCGCUCGAGCCAUCUCUGCGCCACUCAAUAUGACGAGUCCAAAUUUGCGAAGCAGUUUCAGUGUCAGCAGCACGCAGAGUGGAAGUCUGGCUAGUGGAAAGAUGGAUUACCAGAACAUGAUCAAUGGAAGUGACGGGCCCGAAGGAGAAGGGCGAGAUCGAAAAUCUAGCACCCGCACAAUCGGCAGGAAAAGGUCGAGGAUCAAGAUGGGCCUCAUGUUUUGGAAAACGAAGGAAGAGAAAGAGCGCAGCCGGGAAGGCAGCGGUGAAGGUGCGGCGGACGAUGGUGACAGUGUCACUCGAGGUGGUGCGGUUAAGGGCUGCGAUGUGUGA
Cyphellophora europaea CBS 101466 is the source of this 3207-nucleotide messenger RNA. RefSeq lists its product as uncharacterized. Bases 1 to 3207 code for a protein of 1068 amino acids. The record is from RefSeq and is a predicted model, not a curated record. Gene Ontology annotation, biological process: signal transduction. Lineage: Eukaryota; Fungi; Ascomycota; Eurotiomycetes; Chaetothyriales; Cyphellophoraceae. Gene Ontology annotation, molecular function: 3',5'-cyclic-nucleotide phosphodiesterase activity. The transcript has 3 exons.